Antechinus flavipes (yellow-footed antechinus) is the source of this 581-nucleotide messenger RNA. RefSeq names its product cadherin-related family member 3-like. The transcript is spliced from 4 exons. The coding region runs from base 144 to 581 and encodes 145 amino acids. The record is from RefSeq and is a predicted model, not a curated record. NCBI's taxonomy places the organism in Eukaryota, Metazoa, Chordata, Mammalia, Dasyuromorphia, Dasyuridae.
UUUAUAUUCCUGAGGAUGCAGCUGUGGGCACCAUCCUUUACAGAGUGAGAGCCAAGGACCCUGAGAAUGCUGUCUUAAAGUACUUCAUUUUCCCGGAGGAUGCAGGAUUCACCAUUGACAAUACUGGAACCAUAUCUACAACGAUGAGUUUCGAUUUCAGCAGAGGACCCAAAAGCUUUUCACUGCUUAUUAAAGUGACUGACCCGGGAGGACUUUUUAUCACGGGAAAUAUAAAGAUCUUCCUCAUCAAUGUAAACAAUAAGGUCCCUAUUCUCACCUGCAGUUUAUUUAACAUCAAGGAUGGCAUCCUGACUCCUAUCCUGUUGAACUCAACCACUCGUACAGAAGGCAAUAUUACACUUGAUGAAGAAACUCCAGUGGGAAAAACUCUGGGUUCCUGCCAAGCUACCGAUGAAGACCAGAUGGGGCAUCUUACUUUUGAAUUGGACCCAGGGAAUAGAUACUUUGCUAUUGACAAAGGUGGGUCAGGAAUUGGUCUUGGGUCUUGGAAGCAGUGGGGUACAGGUGAAAGAAUUAGGUGUAAAGGGGCAGCUAGAUGGGGCAGUGGAUGGAGCAUCUGA